Messenger RNA from Anguilla rostrata (American eel), 3962 nucleotides. RefSeq names its product sodium-dependent phosphate transport protein 2A-like. Gene Ontology annotation, molecular function: sodium:phosphate symporter activity. The record is from RefSeq and is a predicted model, not a curated record. Bases 78 to 2066 code for a protein of 662 amino acids. NCBI's taxonomy places the organism in Eukaryota, Metazoa, Chordata, Actinopteri, Anguilliformes, Anguillidae. Gene Ontology annotation, cellular component: vesicle; brush border; apical plasma membrane. The transcript is spliced from 13 exons. Gene Ontology annotation, biological process: intracellular phosphate ion homeostasis; sodium-dependent phosphate transport.
AAACUGUGAAACAUGGUGCUAAGGAUGCCGAGCGACAGUGAAAACCGGUAAAACACGGGCUUUGUUCCAGCGUGGUCAUGUCAUCCUGUCCAAUCAGCAUCAGCAUUCAUGGAGAGGAACCAAUAACUGAGGAUGGGAGUUCCCAAGGUGCCACGCCCUAUCAGCACCCAGGGCCGGGAGCAAUGGGUAGCAGAGAACUGGGGUCUUUCUCCACUCUGGACCUCAUCAGCAGCUGUGAGGGGUGCAAGACUGAGACCCAGUCCCCGAAAACCUGUGGGGUGCAGAGUGUGCCCAAUGCACCAGUGCCCACGAGAGACGGGAGGUGGAGGGUGAUGUCACUCUUCAUUAACGUCUCCAAAGUUCCCGUACUCCUCCUCCUUCUCUACACGUUUGUCUGUUCCCUGGACGUUCUCAGCUCAGCUUUCCAGUUGGCUGGUGGCAAGGUGGCGGGAGACAUCUUCAAGGACAAUGCCAUCCUGUCCAAUCCAGUAGCAGGGCUGGUGGUUGGUAUCCUAGUGACGGUCCUGGUCCAGAGCUCCAGCACCUCAACGUCGAUUGUCGUCAGUCUGGUGUCCUCUGGAUUGCUGGAUGUGAAUUCUGCUGUCCCAAUAAUUAUGGGCUCCAACAUUGGGACAUCUGUCACCAACACCAUUGUGGCUCUAAUGCAAGCGGGAGAGCGAGACGAGUUCAGACGGGCCUUUGCCGGGGCAACGGUGCAUGACUGCUUCAACUGGCUUUCGGUCCUGGUGCUGCUGCCCCUGGAGGCGGCCACUGGCCUGCUUGGCCGUCUGGCUCGGGCUGUGGUCAGGAGCUUCCGCAUCCGGGGUGGGGAAGACGCCCCAGACCUGCUGAAGGUCAUCACCGAACCGUUCACCAGACUCAUCAUCCAGCUGGACAAGUCAGUCAUCACAGCCAUUGCUACGGGAGACAUAAUCAUGCGAAACCAGAGUCUGAUCAAAGUGUGGUGCAAGACCAGUCUGAUCACAUCCUCAGUGAACAUUUCUGUUGAUGGUCCUGAAAACUGCACCACUGCAUACGACUGCUGGCAAGAGGGUGGCAGCGUUUGGACCGCACAGAACCUGACCCAUCAAGUCAACAUCCAAAAAUGUAGCCACCUGUUCGUGGACUCCCCUAUGUCAGACCUGGCGGUGGGGCUCCUCUUGCUCGGCACCUCCCUGCUGACCCUCUGCUCCUGCCUGGUGCUGCUUGUCAAGCUGCUGAACUCCCUCCUCAAGGGUCAGGUGGCAAAGGUCAUCCAGAAGGUCAUCAACACAGACUUCUCUUACCCCUUUGCCUGGCUGGCGGGGUACUUGGCCAUUCUGGUGGGGGCUGGGAUGACCUUUGUAGUCCAGAGCAGCUCAGUUUUCACCUCUGCCAUCACUCCCCUGAUUGGUAUCGGUGUAAUCAGCAUCGAGCGGGCCUACCCCCUCACUCUGGGGUCCAACAUCGGCACGACCACCACCGCCAUCCUCGCCGCCCUGGCCAGCCCCGGGGAGAAGCUGGCUCCCGCGUUCCAGGUGGCACUGUGCCACUUCUUCUUCAACAUCCUGGGCAUCCUGCUGUGGUACCCGGUGCCGGCGACGCGACUCCCGAUCCGCAUGGCGAAGGCGCUGGGCGAGUGGACGGCCCGGUACCGCUGGUUCGCCGUGCUCUACCUGCUGGUCUGCUUCCUGCUGCUCCCGUCCGUGGUGUUCGGCCUGUCCGCGCUGGGCUGGCGGGCCACGGCGGGCGUGGGGGCGCCCUGUGGCGCCGCCCUGCUGUUCGUCCUGGCCGUGAACUGGCUGCAGUCCCGCAGGCCCCGCCUCCUCCCCCGCCGGCUGCGCACCUGGGACUUCCUGCCUCUCUGGGCGCGCUCCCUCCGGCCACUCGACGCCCUCAUUGCCAGGGCGACGCUGAAAUGCCACGCCUGCACGGAUGACCCCUGCCCUUCCCCCAGCACGCCUCAGCGCACCCCAGAAUUGACCGUGACCCAAAUCAAGCCCCACUCGCCUUGUGAUAACGCCGCUUCCUCUUACCUGGACGAGAGCCCUGCCUCCUGCUCACCAGACAAGAGCGUUCGCCUUUAAUAUGGGGUCAUCCUGUUACUUAGUGAUAUUUCGACAUACAGUUUUUUUAUUUUAGCUUUUGGUCCUUAUGUGCAGUGAAUGUUUUGUGUGUUGUGUAGUGCAACUUUCCCUUAGAAUGUUCUACUUUCAGCAGAGUAUUUACUGCACUAGCUUGUGUUGCCCUGGGAACCGUAGCCCUGGUGAACAUACAACAAAUAAAAACAUUUUCUAUAAAACAAAAGCAAUCGUGUGAUGGCGCUUCACAUCACUUCCCAUUAUUUUACAUGACAUUUAUAUGUAAAGUUCCAGAGCCACUCAUAACAAAAGAACAGAUGUGCAUCCACCAAAAUUAUAUGAGUAACAGUGCUAAAGCUAACACUUAUACCGAUGAGUGCCAGACCUAUGAUUGUAAAUGCAACAUCAAUGAAACCCUAUGGGUAAGCAACCAUAUGCCAAUAAGUGUAAAGCAUGUUUUACAAUCCUGAAUCCUAAAAUAACAGGUGGCCUCUAAAGACAGGUGGGCUGUUGUGUAAAAAUUUUUGGGGAAAGUUUUGUGGCUGCAUCCUGCACCAUUAUAAAGUGGGCCUUGGAGACAAACACGAUCAGAAACACAAAUGCACAACAACAACAAAAAUGUCUCUGCUGAGUGCUUGUUUCUCUGAUCUCAUCCAGUGGAAAAAAACUAGAUGGAGCAGUGGGAUCCUUUUUUAGGGUUUUCACACAGCUAUGCGUAGCCGUGGGCUAAGAGCACUCUAUAAUGUUCAUAACUGCAAGCUAAAGGGCCUCUGAGCCCCAGGCUUAGCUUUGUUCCACACCUACAUCCUCUGAAAGAGGAGAGCGCUAGCCCUAGUCUGCGGCUAUCCUUUCCCAUGCAGCUUCAGAGCAGGCUUAACUCCAAAGAGAAUGCGUAACUCAGGAGAUGAUUGAUAGCUUUGUCGGUUCGCGCAGAGGUGAAGAAAGGUGGUGUGAAUGUUUCGCACGUGUACCCCGAAGGGCUGUGCUGGACAAACACGACACGUGGCCAUAUGCGUGCCCUGCCGUGUGACAACAGACGUGUUCGGAAGAAUUAUUAUACGGUGUGUGCACGGGUCUUGCAUGUCAUGCUUUUUGCAGGUAACAGACGCUUUCGAGCAGAGAUUGUGUAUGUGUACGAAAACACUCUCCCUUUUGUAAAACAUUUUCCCAGAACACAGGCCUGAUAAUAUACAAAUGAAAGUGCAAGACAAAUAUAGAAGUGCAUCAUAAACGCUCUAGAUUAUCAAGAUACAAGUUACAUGAAGGUCAUAUGAGAUUGAGGGUAACCAUGUGCGGGAGUAGAAAGAAAGUUUGCAACAAGGAUGGGAUUCUUACCCACGCGUGCAGAGCACAAUGGAUUAGCAGUCCAUCGCCUUAACCACUCGGCCACCUCGUCACAAUAAACUGCUGCGUGAAACAAUUGGGUCUGGAAAGGAAGUAUUGCAAUACUAUUGCACAUGAUAUACCAUAUCAUACACAUCAGAAUACAAGUAAAAUGUACAGUCCAUCCAAAAACCUGACAGCAUGACAGCAUACAGCUUCCUAUGUGGUAUCAGCAUUUGGCUGCUUGAAAAAGGUCUGCCAGUCUUUUUAUCUGUUUUGUAUUAUCAGCAAUGAUUUCUCUAUUUUAAACAGUUUGUCACAAGUGCACGUCAUGCAUGUCAUGCUUUUUGCAGGUAACACACACUUUCGUGCACAGAUUGUGUGUGCGUACGAAAACACUCAAUUUUCCCUUUGUAAAUAUUAGCCCGAGGCUAAGAUUAAAAAUGUGCAGUGUCAAAAACCCUUUAGAUACCCACAAGGAAGUAAAAACAUAAUAAUAAUAAAAGAGCUCUAUAUUAUGCAACAGUCAGAAAUGUAUGCUCUAUAUUACAAAAUAAAUAUAUUUAUCAAUUCCCCUUA